AAAUUUCAAUCAAGACAGAACAAACAAAAUGGAGUCAAGUUUCACUUUCGACAUGACGUGAAAUUUACAUUUUUUUCCAGAAAAUAGUUGCUCCUUGUUAUAUUUUUAGUCACUGUUAUUCUGUUGAGUAUUAGUGCAGUUUAUGAAUUGUUAGAUAGUAUGGAAGGCGUAUUUGGUAAUUUAUUUGAAGGGGAAGGACAGUCAAGUGAACAGACUGCUCAAACUCGUAGUCGUAAGUCGGGAAUUCCAUCUCCACCCAGGCCAAGAGGACAGUGUCAACUUAGCGGCCUUGACAACCUAGGAGCUACAUGUUACUUGAAUUCAUUGUUACAAACUUUACUGUUGACACCAGAAUUAAGAGAUGGAUUAUUUUGUUUGUCAGAGGAUGAAUUAGGAAAAUUAUGUGAUGCUGACAAACCAGAAGCAAAGGUCAGGGUGAUUCCUAUCCAACUACAGAGGUUGUUUGCAAGAUUAUUACUGAAAAAUUGUCAAAGUGUUUCAACCAAACAUCUUACACAUAGUUUUGGAUGGAUAAAUGAUGAGCAAUUUUAUCAGAGUGAUGUACAAGAAUUGAACCGUAUAUUGUUUAGUGCAAUUGAAAGUUCAUUGGUUGGAACAAGUGGUCAUAAUCUUAUAAAACAACUAUACCAUGGAAAAUGUGUUAACCAGAUUCGGUGUACUGAAUGUGGCAAAGUUAGUGAACGUGAGGAAGAGUUCUUAGAUGUCCAGGUAGCUGUAGCUGGCAUCAACAGUCUAGAAGAAAGCCUACGUGUGGCUUAUAAUGACAUUGAAAUGUUAGACGGCAGGAAUCAGUAUAAAUGUGGAGGUUGCAAGAAGUUUGUUGAUGCAGAAAAGGGCGCUAAGUUGAGAAAAUUACCUUCAAUUCUCACAAUGUCCCUGUUACGAUUCAGCUUUGAUUUCCAGAAGUUAGAGAGAUAUAAAGAGACAGGGAAGUUCUCGUUCCCACACACCAUCGACAUGAAACCAUACUGUGAAAAUACAGCAGAAGGCGAGGAUCUUGUGUAUGAACUGUUCUCUGUAGUUAUCCAUAUAGGAGGGGCUCAUGGUGGUCAUUAUCAUGCCUAUAUUAGAGACAUUGACGGUCUCGGACAUUGGGUGACACCUGAAGAUGAAGAGAUUGUGGUCCCAACAGAUCCUUUGACAGGAAAUGUUGAUUUUAUAGAAUGUGAGUCUCCCAUUGAGCUUGUACAAGUUAUACUGAGUAGACAAAAGAACAAAGGGAUGUCUUUAGAUAAACUUCAUCAGGAGAUACUGAAACAGACUGGUUUAUCAUGGAACAAAAGAUUUAAAGGAAAAUAUGGCCCAAUUACAAAAUUUUUAAGCAAAUACGAUGACAAGUUUAUUUUUGAUUCUACACAAAAUUAUGUAUCUCUGAAAAUAUAUGGACCCAGCAGUGACACACAAAAUAAUCAUGACGAAAAAAGUCCCCCUAAACCUUCCUCUACCAUCUCUAACAGUGACUGUCAAUGUUCAUGUGGCCAUGACAAUAACAGAAGUAAUCCAAUUGAUGUAAACAAGGAUCCAGCCAGAAUUAAGUCAUGUGACCAGUCAUGUGAUAAAUGUGCUAGGAGUUGUGGGAUUGAUAAAUAUGCUCAGGGUGAAUUCAAGGAAUAUGAACAAAGGAAACAGCAAGCUUGCUUACAAAAAACAAGAGUGAUGACCAUACAGCUUCAUUUACAUGAAGUCAUAGUAACAGAGAAACCACAUCCUGGUAAAGCUUGGUUUGACUUUAAUGAUUCUCGUGUACAUCCUAUAUAUGAGAAAACAAUAGAGAAACAAUUCACAGGCAAGGAGAGUGCCUAUAUGUUGUUCUACAGGAAGAAAUCUCUUGUACGGCCUAAUACAG
Molecule: messenger RNA, 1867 nt
Organism: Ruditapes philippinarum (Manila clam)
Lineage: Eukaryota; Metazoa; Mollusca; Bivalvia; Venerida; Veneridae
Product: ubiquitin carboxyl-terminal hydrolase 40-like
Biological process (GO): protein deubiquitination
Cellular component (GO): cytosol; nucleus
Molecular function (GO): cysteine-type endopeptidase activity; cysteine-type deubiquitinase activity
Source: RefSeq, a predicted model, not a curated record